AUGUCCUGUGCCGAUGGACAUCCCCCAGCCACGACCUCGGAUAUUACCGAAUCAGACCAUACCUACAAUGGAACACAAGUAAGCCCCCAAACUAAGCGACGUAAGGGAGACGGUGAUGAUGAGGAGAUAUCAGUGAACGACCACCCCGAAAAAAUGGAAGAGACGGAAGCCGGAGAGGACUCUGAGUUCACCUUAGUGCAACAUCGUCGACAGAGGACGACAGGGGUUCCAGUCCUUCUAACGCCCGUGCAGGAGGAUAAGCGGUUGCAGCAACAAAACCCGCUGAAAUUGUCUGCUGAAGUAGAGACACUGGCUGGCGCGCCCAUCGUGAGACAUCGUUUCACAGCGAGGGGAGGUCUUUUACUUGAUGUCUCGGAAGUACCGACUGUGCAUCGACUUCUCAAAGUGCACUCCCUUUGUGGGAUCCCGGUACAAGCAACCAUACCCAAAGCGUACCUACAAAACUUGGGUCUAAUCAAAGGGGUACCAAAGUGGUACACUAAUAAUGACCUUAACGAAUUUCUGGGACCAGCCGGUGUGAUCGCCGCUCGUCGGCUCUACCAGCGACGCGAAAAUGCAACAGAUGUUGCCCAACCAACCGACCGAGUGGUUCUAACGUUCCGUCCAAACACCGAGCGACCGGACAAGAUCAACCUCGGCUUCACACGGCACGAGGUAACCGAGCACAUUGAAGCACCUCCAAGGUGUUUCAACUGCCAGGCCCUCGGCCACAUUGCAAAGUACUGCAAGGGGAAAACAAAAUGCAAAAGAUGUGGAGAACCACACUCGUCCAAAGAAUGCCCUGGCACACUUCCCACCAAAUGUGCGAACUGUCUCGGUGACCAUCCAGCCUCUUAUGCAAAUUGCAAGGUACGCCUGGCAGCACUUACAAGGAAAAAAUCUUUCAUUUACGGACCAAAGCUUGUUGAAACACAACGUGAACUACCUGUAGCACAAGAAGAAUAUCCUGCGCUCCAAAAAGAAGCAACGCACGCAGAUCGUUCCCAUGCGCAAGCAGGACGAAAAAUUCAACCUAAGAAAGACUCGCCAAAAAGAGCUGCAUCGAGGUCAAUGAAUAUCUCUUCUAAACGUUCUCCAACCACUGAUAAAGAAAACUCAGGAAAGUCAGAUGCGAAGAAGGACCAACAGGAAAUGACCCAGACUAGACCAAAUAGAAACCUUGCAUACAGUGAUGUACUCUCUGGUCGACGUGUGUCUGAGGAGCCAGCGCAAGAAUCAGCCACAUCCGCCGAUAGCUUAAUAGGCUUCAUCUUCUCUGCACUGCGGAGUGCCAUUGCACAAAUGCCACCAAGCACAUUGAAGACAAUUUUACAAGGAAUGAUGCUCUUUGAGACAGCUAUCGUCGGAAUCGUGAAAAAUUCUCAACACAGCGAUGCCUGAGAGCAACGCUGCAGGAUCCCCUGUGC
Ixodes scapularis (black-legged tick) is the source of this 1427-nucleotide messenger RNA. RefSeq lists its product as uncharacterized. The transcript has a single exon. Bases 1 to 1401 code for a protein of 466 amino acids. Lineage: Eukaryota; Metazoa; Arthropoda; Arachnida; Ixodida; Ixodidae. The record is from RefSeq and is a predicted model, not a curated record. Gene Ontology annotation, molecular function: zinc ion binding; nucleic acid binding.